CGCAUUAUUGGCUCCGCCCACAAUGCGAAGCAGACAAGGGAACCUCCGAGACAAGAGGAGCAAAAGCUCUACUAAAUUAAACUGACAUUACACGGAGGAUUAUUUCACUCUGAGGACACCGAUUCAGCGGCUCGUUUUGACUCGAGAUUUUUUCAAGAAGACGAAAUUCGACAGCGAUUCUGAGAGCUGUACUUUCCAGCCAUUGUCCUCGUCGGGGAAAAAGCGACGCCCUCAGGCCGCCGCUGGUACUGCAGGUGCCGGUGAGUUGUAAGGCACCGGGAGUCUGAAUAAUUUAACGGUGGAAAAUGAGCUCGGAGGAGGCGGCAGCUCCAACUAAAACCAGCACAGAUGACGAUGGCAUGUCCUGGUGGUACCGCUGGAUCUGCAAACUGGCCGGUGUCUUGGGUGGCAUAUCAUGUGCAUCAAUGGGCGUCUGGAACUGCGUGACUGUGAAUCCGUUAAACAUCGCGGCUGGAGUCUGGAUGGUGUUGACGGCGUUUGUGUUGUUCCUGUGUGAGGUGCCCUUCUGCUGUCAGUUCGUUGAGUUUGCGAAUGCUAUAGCGGCGCGUGCGGACCGUCUGAAGCCCUGGCAGAAAGCUCUGUUUUACUGCGGGAUGGCGCUGUUUCCCGUCUUUCUGAGUUUUUCCAUCACUACUCUGUUUGGUAACGCCAUCGCUUUUGCUACAGGAGUGCUGUACGGACUCGCAUCCCUUGGAAAGAAAGGAGAGGUGAGCUACGCCCGAUUGCAGCACCAAAAACAGGGCGACGAAGAGAAACUGACAGACACUUCAGUGCCCUGAAGCUCCUCUCUUCACCUCCUCUACCUCCGUUACGUCCUUUCCCUCUCUUUUUCCCUUCACGUAACUAGAGGUUUUACCUGUCACAGUUUGUUGGGAUGUAUUUAAGCUAACCUUUGACCUCUGACAGCGUGAGUCAGUCAGCACCAAUCAGUUCUCUGGUUGUUUGUGUAGGAUUUAUUUAAUAAAAUAGGUUUUAAGUGAAUUGUUUCAAUUGCGCUCUCAUGCACAUUUAAGUAUUUAUUUUAUUUCAUCCUUCUUUAUAAAAACUGACGUAUUUUAUGUUUCACUUUACAAAACCCGAAGCUGGGGUGCAAAUUAACUUCAGCUACUCGACACCAGCGCAGGGAACUGGAAUUUUUGGCCAUUGGGAUUUUCUCCCAGAAUUCUUUCUUCUGAAACAUUUGUGACAAGUAAAUCUUUUAAAAGAACAAACAAACUUGUGUUUUAAUGUGUGGGCAUGGUUAAAAAAAAAAGAAAAGAAACGUGUUUCAUUGAUUUCACGGCCUCUGCAGGGAUUAAAACAAAGUGUUUUUGUGUGUUUUUGUACCUCUAACAGGCCUUUACCCAGAAUCCUUUGCUGCAGCAUGUUUGGUGUUCAUAAGAAACGCUGGAAUGUAAUUUUGCUAUGCGCUGCUCUAAAAUCUCACAGUCACUUUCUUUAUUUGAUAUCUGGUGAAAGAGUGUCUUUGAGAGUCUGAUCUGCGCUCGUUAAUCAGGUUGGAUGCCAUGUCGAAUUUAACACGGAUGAAAACGAGGCUGUGAGGGACAGACUUUUACACUCUUUACAACAGCAAGCACUGUAUAAAAGUCCUAAAUCAUCAAUAUUUAAUCAGCGGAACAAAGUAAAUCUACUGAACGCUGUACUUCAGUCCCUCACAGCCUCAUUUUCAUUCCUGUCAGAAAUGAAAUAUGACGCUGCCCUGACUGAAGUCUGUUUAAAAGCUCGUGUGAGUGUUUUUCUGAUUGAUGAGGUGCAUUUCAAGCGGUUUAACGUUAGCUUCCGUCUUCAGGAACUUGUGUGUGUUUCUGUCUUUCCUCUCAAGCCACGCGUCUCUCGCUGCACUGAAGAAGGGCUUCUUUUCUGGAAUAAAAGUGACGUGUUUGCUUGUUUCUGCAUCUUUCUGAGCCAGUCUCAGCACUGAGUGCUGGUAUGAAAGCCAAAGGUACAAACUACAAGAUAAAAGAACUAGAGUGUCGAGGUCAGAGGUCAUGUUCUUACCUUAGUGUUUACACUGUUACUGCCUUUUGUCUUUAAAGGGUGAAUUUCAUUAAAUCUGUCAAGUACGUCUGGAUCAUAUUUCACCCAUAAAUCCUUUUUUUUUUCAUGACAAUUAAGCACAUUUAUUUCAGUUUAAAUACAACAAUUGUACUACAGGAAUAAAACUAUGAGAAUUUAAAUAAAUCAUGGUUGGAAUGUUAAAAUCAUUUGCUUAAUUGUCAUUACGCUGAAAUGCAGAAAUGAAAAUGCAUUUUCAAAAUGUAAAAUAAACAUGAAUUUUUUCUUUUGGUUUUAGGGUGAAAUGUAUGGAAGCCCGUUUCCACUACAGAAUGAAAAGAUAAAAAGGGUAAUUGCUUUUUUUUUUCUCACAAUUCGGAGUUCAGACUUUUUUGCGGGUCAGAAUUGUAAGAAUUGCGAGGUAUAAACUUGCAAUUAUGAGAAAAAAGUCACAAUUAUGAGAUAUAAAACUCAGUUGUGAGAUAUAAGUCACAAUUGCCUUUACCAUUUUUUAUUCUGUGGC
This is a messenger RNA of Cyprinus carpio (common carp), 2539 nucleotides long. Its product is annotated as calcium channel flower homolog. Gene Ontology annotation, biological process: vesicle-mediated transport. The record is from RefSeq and is a predicted model, not a curated record. Gene Ontology annotation, cellular component: membrane. Lineage: Eukaryota; Metazoa; Chordata; Actinopteri; Cypriniformes; Cyprinidae.